Molecule: messenger RNA, 3073 nt
Organism: Ochotona princeps (American pika)
Lineage: Eukaryota; Metazoa; Chordata; Mammalia; Lagomorpha; Ochotonidae
Gene: STT3B
Product: STT3 oligosaccharyltransferase complex catalytic subunit B
Exons: 16
Coding region: 418-2898 (826 amino acids)
Biological process (GO): post-translational protein modification
Cellular component (GO): membrane
Molecular function (GO): dolichyl-diphosphooligosaccharide-protein glycotransferase activity
Source: RefSeq, a predicted model, not a curated record
UGCUCCUCGGCGGGGCGAGCGGCGGGCGUGAGGCGGGGAAUGUCAUUGCCUCUCCGACUGCCGCCUCUCCUCCUCUGGCGCCCUCGUCCCGUCGGCUCUCGCCGCCGCCGCCGCCACAGCUGCACGGGGAAUACGGAUGGCUAGUGGGGCGCAGGGGCCAUCUGGGUUGAGAGAGCGGCGGUCGCGGCCGCUGCUGAGGCGGAGACUCCCCGCCGCCGCCUCCACCCCCCGUUCCCCGGCCUCGCGGCGCUGAGGGCGGGAGCGCGCAGAGCUCUUCCCUCCUCCUCUUUUUUUUUUUUCCUCCCUCCCUUCCUCCUCCUCCUCUUCUCCUCCUCCUUCUCCUCGGGUCCCCGCCCAGCACCCCUCGCACCAGGCGGCGGCGGCGGCGGCGAGCGAGACCCGCCGCCGGGGCACAACAUGGCGGAGCCCUCGGCCCCGGAGAGCAAGCACAAGUCGUCCCUCAACUCGUCCCCAUGGAGCGGCCUCAUGGCCCUGGGGAACAGCCGGCAAGGCCACCACGGGCCCGGGGCCCAGUGCGCGCACAAGGCGGCGGGCGGCGGGGCCCCGGCCAAGCCGGCCCCCGCGGGGCUGUCCGGGGGGCUGUCGCAGCCGGCCGGCUGGCAGUCGCUCCUGUCCUUCACCAUCCUCUUCCUGGCCUGGCUCGCCGGCUUCAGCUCGCGCCUCUUCGCCGUCAUCCGUUUCGAAAGCAUCAUCCACGAGUUCGACCCGUGGUUUAACUAUAGAUCUACACAUCAUCUUGCAUCUCAUGGGUUCUAUGAAUUUUUAAAUUGGUUUGAUGAAAGAGCGUGGUAUCCACUAGGAAGAAUAGUAGGUGGUACUGUUUAUCCAGGGUUAAUGAUAACUGCUGGCCUUAUCCAUUGGAUUUUAAAUACAUUGAACAUAACAGUUCAUAUAAGAGAUGUGUGUGUGUUCCUUGCACCAACGUUUAGCGGCCUUACAUCCAUAUCUACUUUCCUGCUUACCAGAGAACUUUGGAACCAAGGGGCAGGACUUUUAGCUGCCUGUUUUAUUGCUAUAGUGCCAGGCUACAUAUCUCGGUCAGUAGCUGGAUCCUUUGAUAAUGAAGGCAUUGCCAUCUUUGCACUUCAGUUCACCUACUACUUGUGGGUAAAGUCUGUAAAAACUGGUUCAGUUUUUUGGACAAUGUGCUGCUGUUUAUCCUAUUUCUAUAUGGUCUCUGCUUGGGGUGGUUAUGUGUUUAUCAUCAACCUUAUUCCACUGCAUGUAUUUGUGUUGUUGCUGAUGCAGAGGUACAGCAAAAGGGUCUAUAUUGCAUAUAGCACCUUCUACAUUGUGGGUUUAAUAUUAUCCAUGCAGAUACCUUUUGUGGGAUUCCAGCCAAUCAGAACAAGUGAACACAUGGCAGCUGCAGGUGUCUUUGCAUUGCUGCAAGCUUAUGCUUUCUUGCAAUAUCUGAGAGACCGACUGACCAAGCAAGAAUUCCAGACCCUCUUCUUUGUGGGCGUGUCGCUGGCGGCCGGAGCUGUGUUCCUUAGUGUCAUCUACUUGACAUACACAGGUUACAUUGCACCUUGGAGUGGAAGGUUUUAUUCCCUGUGGGACACUGGGUAUGCAAAAAUACACAUUCCAAUCAUUGCGUCAGUGUCUGAGCACCAGCCUACGACUUGGGUGUCUUUCUUCUUUGACCUCCAUAUCCUUGUAUGUACCUUCCCAGCAGGCCUAUGGUUCUGCGUCAAAAACAUCAACGACGAAAGAGCCUUUGUUGCUCUGUAUGCGAUCAGCGCGGUCUACUUUGCUGGAGUGAUGGUGCGGCUGAUGCUGACGCUGACUCCAGUGGUCUGCAUGCUGUCUGCAAUCGCCUUCUCCAAUGUUUUUGAGCACUAUUUGGGGGAUGACAUGAAAAGGGAAAAUCCACCUGUGGAAGACAGCAGUGAUGAGGAUGACAGAAGAAAUCCAGGGAAUUUGUAUGAUAAGGCAGGUAAAGUGAGGAAGCAUGUGACUGAGCAGGAAAAAACUGAGGAGGGUUUAGGCCCCAAUAUCAAAAGCAUUGUAACCAUGUUGAUGCUGAUGCUACUGAUGAUGUUUGCAGUCCACUGCACCUGGGUCACAAGCAAUGCCUACUCCAGUCCAAGCGUGGUCCUGGCCUCCUACAAUCAUGAUGGCACAAGAAAUAUCUUAGAUGAUUUCAGAGAAGCUUACUUUUGGCUAAGACAAAAUACAGAUGAACAUGCGCGGGUGAUGUCUUGGUGGGAUUAUGGCUAUCAGAUAGCUGGAAUGGCUAACAGAACUACUCUGGUGGAUAAUAACACCUGGAACAACAGCCACAUAGCACUGGUGGGAAAAGCUAUGUCUUCUAAUGAAACAGCAGCCUAUAAAAUUAUGAGGACUCUGGAUGUAGAUUACGUAUUGGUUAUUUUUGGAGGGGUCAUUGGCUAUUCUGGUGAUGAUAUCAAUAAGUUUCUCUGGAUGGUUAGAAUAGCUGAAGGGGAGCAUCCUAAAGACAUUCGGGAAAGUGACUAUUUCACUCCACAGGGAGAAUUCCGUGUAGACAAAGCAGGAUCCCCUACUUUGUUGAAUUGCCUUAUGUAUAAAAUGUCAUACUACAGAUUUGGAGAAAUGCAGCUGGAUUUUCGUACACCUCCAGGUUUUGACCGAACACGAAAUGCUGAGAUUGGGAACAAGGACAUUAAAUUCAAACACUUAGAAGAAGCCUUUACAUCAGAACAUUGGCUUGUCAGGAUAUAUAAAGUGAAAGCACCUGAUAACAGGGAGACACUGGAUCACAAACCUCGAGUCACCAACAUUGUCCCAAAACAGAAGUAUUUGUCAAAGAAGACUACCAAAAGGAAGCGUGGCUACAUUAAAAAUAAGCUAGUUUUUAAAAAAGGCAAGAAAAUAUCUAAGAAGACUGUUUAAACACCAUGUUCUGGUUCCUAACUUGAAGCAGUUGUCCUUGUGAGAACCGGUCUUUGCCUUUUGCUCAUGUCGUGUUUCACAGCAACAGAGGGUACAAAACCAUCACCGGUCCAGGUUCAUGUACAAAAUUUUCUGGCAAUGCCUGAUUUAAGAAAUAAAAUUGGCUUGUUGAGAA